GAGACAGAUGAGAAUCUGAGCUGCUGCAGGAGCAAACACAUCCAGGAAAAGGAAAUGAAGAUGAUUCUGAGUAGCUGCUGAUGUGCUGCAGUUUUGUUGCAUUUUCAGAUUAGCCAUCACCUGAGACUUUUCUUAAGCUACACUCCAUUUGGCACUUUUCGGUGUGCACUGUUUGUAUUACUGUAAACAAUCAUAGAAGAGCAUAGGAAUGAUUCGGGUAGAGGAGUAAAAACUUCCCUAAACAUUCUGGAGAGCACUUAUGGUGAAUGAAGUGAUUCCUGCAAGCUUGUACCAUCUCUACAUCUCUGAGUGAUUUGAAUUUCCAUCUGAUGAGCAUCAUGACUGACUCAAACCACACCCCAUCCUGCUACGCCAACACCAGCACUCCAUAUAGAUAUUCUCCUGGCAUUAACAAAGUUGACUACUCAGCUGCCUUCAGCACUUUGGGCCUCAUCUCUAAUCUAAUUGCCUUUAUUGUCCUCAUCAGAUCCUUCAAUCAGACAAAAAGUCAUUCCCGCUCUUUCUUCCUCAUCUUCCUGGGUGGUCUUGUAAUCACUGACUUCAUGGGUCUGCUGGUCACUGGCUCCUUUGUGAUUUCGUUUUACGUUACACGUGUUGACUGGACCAAGUCAGACCCUGGCUGCCACUUUUGCAACUUCAUGGGUAUGUCCAUGGUGUUCUAUGGAUUGUCCCCUCUGCUACUCGGUGCCACCAUGGCCACCCAGCGCUUUAUUGGCAUCAAUCAUCCAUUUGCAAGUUCCUCCAAAAUGACCAAGACAAGGACUAUUUCCAUGAUGCUGAUGGUGUGGUUUGUCGCUGGAAGCAUAUCGUUGCUGCCACUAGCAGGCUUUGGUAGUUACCACAUUCAAACUCCUGGAUCCUGGUGUUUCCUCAACAUGACCUCCAAGACAAGUGACUGGGGUUUUGCUCUGCUUUUUUCCCUGGUUGGGCUGAUCAGCAUUGCAACUUCAAUUUUGCUGAACACUGUGAGUGUGGUGACCCUGUUCAAGGUUUACUGUGGAGCAGAGAGGAGACAGCGUAACAGAGACUAUGAAGCAGAAAUGAUGCUGCAGCUGAUAUUAAUCAUGACUAUUGCCACAGUUUGCUGGUGCCCCUUGCUGGUCUUCAUUGCCCAGACAGCUUUUGCCAGAACUGGUUUUGAAGUGAAAUAUCUGCUUCUCUGCAUACGCUUUGCAACCUGGAACCAAAUCCUAGAUCCGUGGGUAUACAUCUUGUUUCGCCGGUCAGUUUUGAGGAGAGUGAACCCUCAUGCUGACUGGUCCCGUACCUCCAUCAUUUCUUCGUCUUCAUCUAUACGUGACAAUGUCCAUCGAUUCACACGGUGUACACUGGGACCCAACCUGCGCUCGGAUGUCCCAGAGGAUCCUGAAAAAUUAAAUGUGAUGCCCUCCUCUCCAAUAACACCAUCCUCCCCUUCCCCACGUUUGAUUGGAUCUGAGUUAUAAUUACCUAGGAGUCACAUAAGUGUACCUGUAAAUGUGGUCUGCUCUGCUGUUGUUUUUCAUGACAAAUGUGAGGAAAUUAACUUGCAUGGUUCCACAAACAAUGCGAAGCAACUAUCUCCUUAUGGCUCUGUGUGGAUUUAAGAUGUCUGAUAUCAUUAUUCUUUCACUAUAUGAGCUUAAUGUACUUGUGUACAGAGAUAUAACCUAUAUUCAAAAAUAUACUUCAAAUAGCACCAUAUGCAAAGCUAAGAAUGAAAUGUGUAAGCUGGCAUUUUUCAGUUUUUUCUUGUGGAUUUGGUAUAUUUUAUAAACAGUUAAUAUGUUACUUAUUAUAACAGAAAUAUGCUGCAAUAUUCUGCAUAAAAAGGAGUUUAUACAGUUUGAGAAUUACAUAUUUAAAUAUCAAAACAUGAGAGUGGUCAGUAAGGAAGCUUUUGUGAUCUUUACAGAUCAUCAAAAACAACUUCCUUGAUAUUUUUCUUAUCUAUCUAUCCAUCCAUCCAUCCAUCCAUCCAUAUCCACUGAUUCCAGGGUCAUAAAGGGGAUGAUGAUGGUUGGGCUGUCAUUUGGUGAGAGGUGAGGUACUGUACAUGCAUUUUAGUAUGAAAAAAAGCAACAAUUAUAGGACACAAAGCAGAGACCACCAAUACCUUGAAUAUGUUUAUAAAAAUGAGUCAAUAUGAUUGACAGUAUUACCUUCUGCUUUGUGCUUUUAGUCAAAGUGAAAAAAGAAAUAUUUCAAUUUCUUGUCUUAGUCAGUGAUUUGUAAUUUAACAAUGUGAUAGUAAUGUGGUUUGUAUUCAUUACACGAAAUAUUAAACAUCUUUAAAAAUGUGUUUU
Molecule: messenger RNA, 2306 nt
Organism: Gambusia affinis (western mosquitofish)
Lineage: Eukaryota; Metazoa; Chordata; Actinopteri; Cyprinodontiformes; Poeciliidae
Gene: tbxa2r
Product: thromboxane A2 receptor
Exons: 3
Coding region: 330-1466 (378 amino acids)
Biological process (GO): inflammatory response; positive regulation of cytosolic calcium ion concentration; adenylate cyclase-activating G protein-coupled receptor signaling pathway
Cellular component (GO): plasma membrane
Molecular function (GO): thromboxane A2 receptor activity
Source: RefSeq, a predicted model, not a curated record